AGUGGACGCCAGGGAUCUGAAGGGCAAAGGCAAGGGCUGCUGGAGCCUGCAUCAUGUCGAGUCCGCAGAGGAGCAAGGCUCUGCCCUGGGCACUGUCACUGCUUCUCAUGGGCUUCCAGCUCCUGGUGACCUAUGCCUGGUGUUCUGAAGAGGAAAUGGGUGGGAAUAAUAAAAUAGUCCAGGAUCCUAUGUUCCUCGCCACAGUGGAGUUUGCCUUGAACACUUUCAACGUGCAGAGCAAGGAGGAGCAUGCUUACAGGCUGUUGCGUGUCCUGAGUUCAUGGAAGGAGGAUAGCAUGGACAGAAAGUGGCGAGGUAAGAUGGUGUUCUCCAUGAAUCUGCAACUGCGCCAAACCGUAUGUAGGAAAUUUGAAGAUGACAUUGACAACUGCCCUUUUCAAGAAAGCCUGGAGCUGAACAAUACCUUCAGCUGCUUCUUCACUGUUGAAACCAUGCCCUGGAAGACAUAUUUUGAACUCCUGAACAAGACCUGCUCAGAGGGGCUCUCCUGAGUGGAAGCCACUCACAUGCCUGGCCACAUGCUGCCCCCUCCCCCGUGGACACCAGCUGUUCCCAGGAGUUGACAUAUCAGUGGCUGAGCAGCUCCGUGCAUAUUUGUUCUCUUACUUUGCAAGUGUCUGAGGUGUUAUGACUUGGCAUUUUAGAAAAUCCUCAUUGUUCAGGUUCCUCAUGUAGAAUAGGUCAUUAAACAUCAGCAUUUCCAGAAGCUUCCUGUGCCAUGUUCUGGAGGGAGGGGGCUGAGCAGUUGAUGGAGUUCCUCUCAGAAGGGCAGCCUAUUUGCAUCUGUGUCAGUGGGGUCCUCCCUCCCUUAAGACUUCGUGAGCCAGCUCCAGGUGGCACAACCAAGAUAAGUCUGAGCUGCCGUCUCCAUGCUCAUGGCUGAUGAUGACGUAUGUGGCCAGAGGUAAAAUGUCUGUGAUCUUGCAGGACACCCAAUGUGCACGACUGAGUAAGACAGAGCCUCUGGGUCCCACUCAGCACAUGUGGCCUCUGUUCUCGAGGGGUGGCUCACACACCUUUCCUGGUUCAUGGAAGGUUGGUGGGUAGAGGAAGGACUUCUAGCCUCACCCUUAUAAAGUUGUCCUGGCAUCUGGAGCAGCAGCAUCUUCUGGAAGAAUCUUAGAAAUGUCCAACUUCUUGGCCUCUGACCUUUGGAAAAUGCAUCUGCACUCUUACAAAUCCCCAGGGAUGCAGAAAUCCCCUGAAAAUGCAGGAUUUGCAGGAAUGCACACCUCCAGGGGAAGCAGUGUGAGAUGCACAGGCAGACUAGAUGCUACCAAGACCUUGCCCAAAUCACCUAAACCAGGGUUUGGCAAAAAAAUUUUCUGAAGAAGCCAGAGAGUAACUAUUCUGGCCUUUGUGGGCAGAUGGUCUCUCUCAGCUACUCAGAAUUGCUGUCAUAUCUUGAAAGGAGCAAUAGCCAAUGUGCAAACACAUAAGAGUGGUUGUGUUCCAAUAAGUGUUUAUUUACACAAACAGGCAGUGAGCUGCGUGGCCUCAGUCAAUAGUUACCAGUCUCUGAUGCUAAGAGCUCCUCUGGACCCUGGUGCCCCUGAGACACACCAUGCUACCAGCUCCCACACCAGGCACCUGUAUCUCCCCCAGCUUUGCUCAGGGGUUGAUCUGUGCAAAUGAGCUCCAUCAGCAGAGCAGGUGCACCCUGCAGGUGUGGGAAAGGUCAAAUCUGAGGGUCACAUUCUGUCACUGGAAGUGAGCAGGUAUAUGUCCCAGUCUCCCCAACCUCAGGGCACCCAAUUCAGAGUUGAAUUUCUGCAUUUGCCUCCCAGCAGGAUAUACCCCUAUGGUCCACAGUCUGGCCUCGAGAAAGAAACCAUCACAUCCUCCAGCUAAAAAUUAAAUAAAGUACUCUUUCUGGACAAGACUUAAGUUUCUUCUCCAUGAAGAUGCCUUCAGCAUUUAUCUGUAGUUACUUGUGAACUUCAGAGGGACUAGAAUACCCUGAAGGCAAGUUCUAAAUACCCUAAACCUAAGUUCUUAUUCUCCCUAUCCCCCAGGAAUCUGAACCACUAGGUCUGGGCAGGGCCAGGGAAUUUGCAUGUCUCACCAGCUCUCCUGGGACAGACCUGCUCCAGGUACCCAGGCCACACUUGGAAUGGUGCAGGUUCAGAAGCCAUCAUUGCGGGGUGCAUGCAGACCAAACCACAGGUGAGAAGUAACUCACCUCAAAGGGCAUUGGGAUGAGGCUGAGAAUGGUUUCUUCAUCACACGCUGAAUUGGGGAAGGAGUCAGAACACCAUGCCUGAUUGUAAAGAAAAAGGAGAGUUUCUAGACCCCAGGCAACAGGAUGGUGCCUCUGGAGAAGAGAGAGGCUGCACUGGCCCUGACAGCCUGGCGCUCUGCACUGCAGUUCCUCAGAGCUGGAGCUUAUAUUUAGUCAGUUCCCAUAAUUAAUUGUUUAAAUUUUUCUAAUUUUUUGUAUUAUGAAAAGUGGUAUGAUGAAUGCUUCUUUUAUAUUUAUCGUUGUGUAUAUAUGGUUAUUGCUUUCUUAUAGGCAAUGUGCUCAGAGAUUAAACUAUUGCCCAAUAUUUUUAUUAAAAUUUCUUAAGAAUUUUUAAUAAACAUUGUUACAAUGUCCUCUAUUAAAGCAAGUAAUAGGUCAUUAUCAUGAGGUUGCUUUUGUACCUGGAGCUCUUUCAUAAGCAAACCAAAACUUAACUUGGAGGCAUUUCUCAUGGCUGACUUACAAAUUAAAAUCUAGCAUCAAUCAAUCACAAACAGGCAGCCAGUUAGUUAUAUAACUAGGGACCUCUGAUCACAAGAUACCCAAAUAAGGCAAACACCUAGGACCAGGAACAUCACCAUUCCCUGUGUGCUGCUUAGAAAUGCGAUUUUCCUGGCCCCACUCACACCUACUUGGCCAGUGUCUUGGAAAGUGG
Pongo pygmaeus (Bornean orangutan) is the source of this 2918-nucleotide messenger RNA. RefSeq names its product cystatin 9 (gene CST9). Gene Ontology annotation, molecular function: cysteine-type endopeptidase inhibitor activity. The record is from RefSeq and is a predicted model, not a curated record. Gene Ontology annotation, biological process: antimicrobial humoral response. Bases 54 to 512 code for a protein of 152 amino acids. The transcript is spliced from 3 exons. Lineage: Eukaryota; Metazoa; Chordata; Mammalia; Primates; Hominidae.